Paramormyrops kingsleyae is the source of this 3155-nucleotide messenger RNA. Lineage: Eukaryota; Metazoa; Chordata; Actinopteri; Osteoglossiformes; Mormyridae. The record is from RefSeq and is a predicted model, not a curated record.
AGAAGCUCUAUUUUAAGCUAUGGACGCAAAUGAAACGCGAUGGUGUACGGGCCAACCUGGGAGAAAAGUACAAGAUUAUAGAGUACUGUAUAAAUAGGCAUCCUUCUAUUAGCUGCUGGUACAUGCAGUGAUAAAUAUAGUUUUAAUUGACUUUUGUCAUUGCAGUGUGAUAUAGUUUUUGGCCGUCCUCUUGCUUGUCACUCUGAAUGUAGUUAUUGCGACGUGGCAGUAAAAGACAUUAAAAAAAACUAUUUUUUUCCUCAAAGUACCAAUAAUCAAGAAUUUAAAAGCCCUCUUUUAUAUGAGAAUAUAUAGAAGAAAAAACAUUUAACGCCGAAUCCGGUUUUACCAAACCCGAGGUAGCUAUUUUUUUUUUUUACAAAAUCUAAAUGUACAUUUAACCAAUACUCCGUCCAUGGAAAUAAGCCUAUAUUUAAAAGGUUAAUGCCACAGCACAUUCUUUUAUGAUUAAAAAUGUCACAGAUCUUAUUGUGAUAGAUGUUCAAUGCUGUGCUCUGUUCUCCUGAUCCUGUGAUAAGUCACCGCAAAAUAUUCCACGUUUUUUUUGUUUAACUCACUGAAUGUGCAAAACCUUGAUAUUAAGCGAGGACGUGGCUAAUAUAUCGCGUUUAUGGAUGCGGAUGAAGCGAAGGAGAGCAGCCCGGAGGCUGAUUCAUGGAGGCUGAUCGGCCCGGCCGGCGAGCUCUCCGGGAAAAGGUGCCGCCUGAUAUAUUCGUCUCUCGGCGGUCACUCGGAUAUUUGUCUUUUCCAUGUGAAAGGCGAGUUUUUCGCCAUGGAUGCCCGCUGCGCGCACUCGGGGGGACCGUUGUGUGACGGUGAUAUAGAGGAUGCUGAUGGUAUUCUCCGGGUUUACUGUCCCUGGCAUGAUUAUGACUUUAAUAUUCGUACUGGGGCGUCACAGACUGGAUUACAGCAACAGGUGCACCGUGUCAAAGUGGAGGACGGCAUGGUGUACGUGCAGCACCCGGCCUUACUCUCCCUGCAGACCUUCUCGCCAGGCAGGAAGAGCUGACAUCCAGACCGAAAUCCCUGCACCCUGUGCUCGGAGAUGGAGUCGUGCAUCUGCUCAAAUCUGAACUGUUUCGUAAGAUUUUGUAAAGUCUAUCUGAGGCGAUUCUGUCAUUACCUAUGACCCCCGUAAGGCUUUUCCACUUGAAUCUGUCCGCGUGACUCAUGCUUUUACCAAGGCGAUUGUCUGACGGGGAAAUUACCUCAUCCUCACCAUUAGCCCCCCCCACCCACCAGUCUAUAAAUGGCUGGGCAUUAGUUGCUCAUGGCAACAAACAGAAGAUGAGGUUCACGGUUUGGUCUUCUAAUUGAUAAAAUGGUUGGGUACUUGGGGGAGGAAUGAGGUCUUACUUUUUUACUACUGAAAGAAGCAGUAGUGAGUAAUGCUUUUCCCCAAAGCCAUUCCUUUAAUCAGGGGAUUAGCACAUGCAGUGGUGCAGGGGAGAGUUUGAGAUUGAGGGGAAUGCAGCUUCAUAAUUUAAGUACAACAGUAUGUUUAUUGGGGGGAUGAAUGGAAGCAAAUUCAAUUUUGGGAGAGGGAAGCAGUUUAUGUCAUAAUAACUGAGAUUUUUAUCUGUUUUUUGUCAUCCAUAUGUUGUGUUUUGGUGGCCAUAAUGUCCUCCAUAUAUAAUUGUGGGGACAUCACCAUAGUCCUCUAUAUAUACAUAUAUAAAUAAAAUAUGUAUAUGUAUGUUUGUGUGUGUGUGUGUAUGUAUGUAUGUAAGUUUAGGGUGAACUACACUGUAACAGUGUAAGAACUAAGGCAGCCUCAUUGCAGCCAUUCCAACACUGUACUAAGUGAAAAAACAUCCCUGAUGCACGUUGUUCAGUCGGACCGUGAGGUGGAACACUUCUGAACGACGUAGCCUUGAAGCGCCAUAAUUUAUAAAGUGCUGUUUGAGUAACAGCCGUGUUACUGUUGCAUGCUUUCUACCCCCAGAAAACUGGCAAAUGGUACAUCCUCUAUUACUAAAUCUCACUUUGCCACUUCCAUUCUGCCAACAGAAGCUCCUCUUGUGCCCCGUGCUCCCACCACCUAUGUUUCGAGGCUCCGAUCAGACCCUGUUUUUGCUGGCAGUAUCCACUGUAUGGAUAGGAUCUCUGCCCUGUUCAGUACUUCAUUAACCAAGAAGUAAUUCACUGUGAUGCUUCUCAUGUCUGUAUGUAGAUGAAUCGCCUGUUAUUGCUUUCGGUGAGUAUGGUCAGUGUUAAGGCUUGAACAUUGCUGACCUGGAUCUGUGAAAACAAAUUCCUCCAGCGGAUGGUGGCUGGUCAGUGUUAGAGAUGACUAAUUUGGGAAAACUUAGGCGAUGUCACGCCUCAACAAUGCAUUACCUAAUGCUUGUCUGUUAUCUGUGAGUUUACCAUUCACUGAAAUGCAGUGCUGCGUACGGUUCAUUUCUAUUGUUUAAAUGACAGAUGUUCUUCUGCACUGGUCUGUUUGUGAUGAUUGACGCACCAAAGUCUGUGUUAUUUAUUACAGAUUUAAAUUGGAAUACAUGUAUGCUUUGUGUAUGUACAUAUAUGUGCAAAAGUCUUUAGGCAGUCAAAGAAAAUUAUAUUUAAAUGAUCUUCAUGUUGGUGUAAAACUAUGAUUUUAUGCCUGUCAAAGUGUGUCAGCUUAGCCAUUUCAAACCCUCCGCUAAAAUCAUCCCGGUAUUUCCAGUGACCUUCCAAUAUACUCAUGUAUUUGUUUACUCAAUCACAACCCCACCUUGUUUGGCUAAUCAAUACCUUAUUAAUGUGUUUAACUAAAUAAGUUCAUUUAUUAAUCAAAUUGAUGGAGAAAUUUUACAAACACAUGGAACGGCUGAGGUGCCCCUGAGGAGAGGUUUGGGAACUGAAGCGCUGUUCAUCUAGCCAUCCAAGGAGAUAUCAGAUUUUGGAGAAAAGAAGAAAUUCUUAUAGAUAUUUUUAUUGUGUUAAUGUUAAUUUACAUAUAUUAUAAUAAAUUAUGUUUUUUUACUGAGCAAAUGCAGAAACAGAAAAAAAAAUAUUAAACAGAAAAAUAGCCUUAAUCAUUUCCUUUGACCACCUAAGACUGUAUGUAAUGGUAUCUGGUGGAUUUUGUUGCAUUUAUGGGGUGACACUGGCUUAUCCUUUAUCGAAUGUGAAAUAUAAAAAGU